This is a messenger RNA of Drosophila albomicans, 5122 nucleotides long. RefSeq lists its product as uncharacterized. Gene Ontology annotation, cellular component: nucleus. The coding region runs from base 298 to 4722 and encodes 1474 amino acids. Lineage: Eukaryota; Metazoa; Arthropoda; Insecta; Diptera; Drosophilidae. The record is from RefSeq and is a predicted model, not a curated record. The transcript has 9 exons.
UUAUCGGCAAGGCAAACAAUGAAUGCACGACGUAUAACGACGUCUCGUUCUAGAACGAAAACGCGAAAUUGUUAUUAAAAAGUGAGCAGGCGUACAAUUACGUGUAAAAACCCGGUCACCACCACAAAUGCAAGUGCAAGUGUAUGCCAAGCAAUAGCAACAAAUUGCGCGUGAGAUUUAGAUAGCUUCCUGAGUAGCGUCACGUAGACGGCAAAGCGAUUUGCAAAUCGAUAUUCACACUCACACACACAAACGCACGCACACACACAAAAAUAGAAACACACCAGUACAAACAGUAUGGAAAACACAUUAGAAGGUGGCGGCAGCGACGGCGGCGGUGGCGAUGAUGGCGAAAAUAAUAUUUUGCCGCUCGCAACCAUGUGUCAGGACACCACUACCGCACCCAGCACCACGCCUGCUUCCCUAGUUCCAGAAGCAUCAGCGACAAUGAUAAGCAGCGACGCAGAACUUGCUGCGGCGUCAUCGGUGGUAAUGGCAACAAACAACAACAACAGCAGCAAAAAUUCGCAAUUGGAGAACGAAGAAGAGACGAGCACGUUGGCGAUAGAACAGAAGCAACACAACCACCACAACAAUAAUAAUAAUAACAACAAUAACGAGAGCAGCACUAAAACUAAGCAAGAGCAAGAGCAGCUGUCAAAAGGGGUUGACGAUGGCAAUGCAAAUACCACAACAACUAAAACUACAACAACAACAGCUACAACGAAUAAUGUCAAAGUGACGGAAACAGCGCCGACAGCGACGCCAACAAAGGCAGCGACGGCAGCGGCAGCGACUAGUGCCGAAUCAGACAGCAACAAAACGGCAGAACGUAAUCACAAGAAGAAAAAGAAAGAUAAGGAACGCGAACGGGAUGAUGAUAAGCGCCACAACAACAGCAGCAGUAGCAGCAGUGAUCCACGCAAGGAUCGCGAAAGCAAGACGAGCAGCAGCAACAGCAGCAGCAGCAAAUCCUAUACGAAUCGUCAUAGCAGCGAUUACAAGAACAGUUCCAGUUCCUCAUCCUCCAGCAGCUCACGUAGCAAAGAUAAAAAACCUCAUAGAAGCGAUCGCGAUAGAGAUCGAGAAAGGGAAAAGGAUCGGGAUCGUGAGAGGGAUAGAGAGAGAGAACGUGACAGGGAUCGAGAGCGGGAUAGGGAGAAGAUACCAUCGUCAUCGUCAAGUUGCUCAUCGAAUUCACAUUCAGGUCGGCGUCGCAGUUCGGACAGCAGUCGGAGCAGCAGUAACAACAGUUCCAGCAAGCUGACUGUCAUAAAAGAAGAGAAGGAUAAGGGAAAGGACAAAGAGAAGGAAUCGAUCGUGGAGCAGCCAAUCAAAGUGGAAGUAGAGCAGCAGCAGCUGAAGGAACCUGAAGCAGGAAACAAUGUACUUAGUAACAACAUUAUAAACAACAGCAAACACAUCAAGUCGGAGAGUGAGAUCAAAAAGGAAGCAAUUGAAACGAAGCCUUUGCUCAAUGGCGAUGCUAACAAAACAGUGAUAAAAACACGUGAGGAAAUCACGCGACAACUGAGCUUUAACUCACAGCCAGAUCCUGUAAAGAAGGAGAACAACACGAACCCAGAUAAUAUAAAGAAGGAGAACAAUACGAACCCAGAUCCAGUAAAGAAGGAAAACAACAAUUCAAACACGAGCACCGCUACCAACUCCUCAUCCGUUUUAAUGCCUUCACCAGCGCCAAAAAGUAAUAGCGGCAGCAGCGGCAAUCAUCAUUCCUCAUCUUCAUCAUCCAGUUGCAGUGUACGCAAAUCGUCAUCCUCAUCGUCAUCCAGCUCAUCGAACAGUCAUCACAAGACAUCGUCAUCGUCGUCCUCCUCAUCAUCGUCCUCGUCACGUCAUUCUUCGUCGUUCUCCUCACGCGACUGCUCUAAGUGUUAUAAACGAUCCAAGAUACGACGCAGCAGCGUUGGGGUUCAAUGCUUGCAACAUGCACCGGUUUCCGGAGCCUGGCAAACGGUUCAGAGUCUGCCACCGCCACCAGUGGCAAGUCGCAAGGCUCCUGGGGGACUGGAAAAUCUCAAAUACGGUCAAUACUUUCAAGUGGAACAGUAUCCGAAUGGUGGCGCCUCCGUUGUGCAUUUGUAUCAGCAUGAAAUUGAUGCACUGCCGCCCGAUGAAAUGGAGCAGCUGGUGGAUGAGUUCUUUAGCGUAUGUUUUGCCGAAGACGAGCAGGGUAAUGCGCAUCAUGUAAUGGGCAUUGUGCACGAUUCUGCGCGCUAUAUACCCGAUCUGCUGGAGCACAUGGCCGAGAACUAUUCAACGCUUACAGUUAAGGCAGGCGUUCUCGGUCGCAACUCUGACAUUGAGACAUGCACCAUGGCGCAGUACAAUGAACAGGUGGUGCGCAAUUAUUGCCAAGGCACAUUUCGCUAUGGGCCACUGCAUCAGAUCAGUCUGGUGGGCAAAGUGCAUGAGGAAGUUGGCGGUUAUUUUCCGGAUUUACUCGGUCGCAUCGAGCAGAAUCCUUUUCUAUGCAAGACAAUGCCCUGGGGUGUCAAUUCCAUAUUGCAAACGGAUCCGCGGCAAUCAAACGAUGGUCCAAUCUUGUGGAUACGCGCCGGCGAGCAACUGGUGCCCACGGCGGAGUUAAACAGCAAGACGCCACUCAAGCGACAGCGGACUCGCAUCAAUGAGCUGCGCAACUUGCAGUAUCUGCCACGUUUAUCAGAGGCACGUGAAACAAUGAUUGAGGAUCGCACAAAGGCGCAUGCGGAUCAUGUGGGACAUGGACACGAACGCAUCACCACCGCGGCAGUUGGUAUUCUCAAGGCUGUGCAUUGCGGACAAUCCUAUAACCAAAAUCGCAUCACUAAAGAUGUGGUCGCCUUUGCCGCUCAGGACUUUAAUACAUUGGUGGAGAUGCUGCAACUCGAUUUGCAUGAGCCGCCAAUAUCCCAGUGUGUGCAGUGGAUCGAAGAUGCCAAGCUCAAUCAGCUGCGACGCGAUGGCAUUCGCUAUGCGCGCAUUCAGCUAUGCGACAACGACAUCUACUUUCUGCCACGCAACAUUAUCCAUCAGUUUCGCACGGUGACAGCUGUGACGAGCAUAGCUUGGCACUUGCGAUUGCGUCAGUAUUAUCCCGGCCAAGAGGUGAUCAACGAGAAAAACAAUCCCGUGCUGGCCGAGACGCCGCAUUACAAGGAGAAGCAAACCAUAUUGCCCAAUCCUAUUGGUCACGACGAGCCUGGCAAGAAGACGCCUUCGAAGCGUACACACGACGGCAAGGCGAAGCGCAAGGCCAUUGAUAUCGAUGGCAAGGAGCGACGUUCCAGCGAAAGCAGCCUUGAGGAUCACUCUCCAGCCAGUGCUUCGCCCACACAGCAAACCAAAAGCAGCAGCAAUAACAGCAGCAGCGCCAACAACAAUAGCAACAGCAGCACGCCUAGAAAGAAAACGAACAAAGACGACGCUAAGAUUGAUAUGCGCAAAAUGGUUUUGGAUCACACUUACAAGUUGAAGGCGGCGUCUUCGGCUGUUACAGUGCUCGAGAAGGAGAGAAAAGUGUCCAGCAAGGAUAAGGACAAGUCCAGUCGUGACAAAGAUAAGGAUAAAGACAAAGAUACGGAUAGAGAUAAGGAAAGGGAAAGGGAAAAGGAGAAAGAUAAGGAGAAGGAACGCAGCAGAAAGGAGCAUAAGACCGAUCAGACAACACCUACAGCUUCGCCAGCAAAGAUGCCACGCCUAACCAACGAAACUAGCACAGCAACAGCUUCAGCAGCUGUCACUGCAGUUGCCACAGCUGCAGCGCCUCCACUGCCUGUCAUGCUGCCGCUGCUGCCUCUAGUGCCUCAGACACCCUUCAUGCAUCGCGAAGCGUAUGUGAACAGCUUGAAUCAAAAGGAGCCUGAAAUCAAAAUACAAGUGAAAAUGGUCUCUGAUGAGCCCACAGCUAAGAAUGAAGUAGUCCCAGCACCACCAACAGCAACAACAACAGUAGUAACAACAACUCCAUCCUCUCCCCCACCGAUUAUUGCGCCCGAUCCAGUUGAAGAUGUUGGCAAUGAGCUAAUUGUAGAGAGCACGCCACAACUCGUAGUGGACCACGAGGAGGAAGUAUGUGAAGAGGUUGUUAUACCACUGGACAUAGCACCUCCACCACCACCGGCACCGCCGAUACCGACACCAACGCCGCCCAAGACAACCACAAUGCCUGUUGUGCGCAUUACAUCGACGCAAUCAGCGACGACAACAACGCCACAAGUAGUUAAAGUUGUGUUGCCGGCUGCGUCGCUGACGCCGCUCGUGGGUCGCCUGUCCGCUGUGGUGUUGACGCCACCAUUGCCGCCAAUGCCAUUGCCACCACCACCGCCGCCACCUCCACCACCAACAGCAGCAGGAGCAGCAGCAACAGCCACAAUUGUGACAACUCUAAAUAGAAGCACGAGCUUGCAGAAGACAACAAGCAGCAGCAACAGCAACAGUAGCAGCACCACAACCACCUAUAAAACGUUCCAUGUACCCUCGCACAAGAUCAUUCUAACCGGCAGCAGAGCUGCAGCCAAAUCCGCAUCCGUUACCCCAGUCGAUCUGCUUGGCUCGAUCAUGGCCAGCAUGGACAAUAAGCCCAGUAUAACCAACUCCUCAGCAACUGCCGCCACAGCGUCCGCAUCAUCAGCGACAGCCUCAGCUGGCAACAGCAAAAGUUCGACCACAAAUACUUCCUCGCUGUCCUCCUACGCCAACUCCAAUAACAGCUACUGAGAAAUUGUGGCCGGCGCAGCAGGAAACGCAGCAGCAGCAGCCCAGAGGCUCCUUCUCCAACUCCUGAAUGCACGAUGUCAUCCAGAGCAUCGUGCAACACACACAUUAUUAAUUAUUGCAGCUACACACAAUUGUUGCAAAUUGUUUCUGUAAAUUUGUUUGUUUUGGAAGCAACUCAAGAGCAUAGCAUUGAAGCGUUUAACGCAACUCAAAAACUUGUCUUGAGUUGGUUCUAAGAAUCGUUUAACUGUAUAUAUAGAAAAAAAGAAAAGGGGAAUUAAGUACGUAUAUGAAAGCAACUAAAGCCUAAACAUAUACAUACCCUAUAUAUAUUAUAUUUGAUAACUGUAGAGAAUUAAGCUCAAAACAAAAUGCUAAACACUUUUUAGACAUGUAGAAA